Messenger RNA from Arvicola amphibius (Eurasian water vole), 896 nucleotides. RefSeq names its product myosin light chain, phosphorylatable, fast skeletal muscle (gene Myl11). Gene Ontology annotation, biological process: skeletal muscle tissue development. The coding region runs from base 295 to 804 and encodes 169 amino acids. The transcript has 7 exons. Gene Ontology annotation, cellular component: cytoplasm. Gene Ontology annotation, molecular function: calcium ion binding. The record is from RefSeq and is a predicted model, not a curated record. Lineage: Eukaryota; Metazoa; Chordata; Mammalia; Rodentia; Cricetidae.
GCGAGAGGAGGUGACAGCUGGGGACAUCACUGAGAAGGGGCCUGAGCAUCGCUGCGGCUCCUAGCCAAUAAGAGUUCCGUGCUGGCCUUCUUGGGUUUCCAAAAGGGCCUCCAUUCAUUCGGCUCCUGAGCUGCACCACAAACCUAGUGCCCUCUUCCAGCACGGUCCACCGUGAUGCCUCUAAUUUGACCACAGUCAGCGUCUUCUAAAAGGCUCGCUUCUCUGAAUUCCCUACUUCAGGCAGGAAUCCCGGACCAGCAGGAGCCACUGCCUUGCCCCCAGGAGAUCUAAGACAUGGCACCCAAGAAGGCCAAGAGAAGGGCAGCAGCAGAAGGGAGCUCCAAUGUCUUCUCCAUGUUUGACCAGACUCAGAUCCAGGAGUUCAAGGAGGCUUUUACUGUAAUUGACCAGAACCGAGAUGGCAUUAUUGACAAGGAGGAUCUCCGGGACACCUUUGCAGCCAUGGGCCGUCUCAAUGUGAAGAAUGAGGAACUCGACGCCAUGAUGAAGGAAGCCAGUGGGCCCAUCAACUUCACCGUCUUCCUGACCAUGUUUGGGGAGAAGCUGAAGGGUGCAGACCCUGAGGAUGUGAUCACCGGAGCCUUCAAGGUCCUGGACCCAGAGGGCAAGGGCACCAUCAAGAAGCAGUUCCUGGAGGAGUUGCUCACCACACAGUGUGACAGAUUUUCCCAGGAGGAGAUCAAGAACAUGUGGGCAGCCUUCCCUCCAGAUGUGGGCGGCAACGUAGACUACAAGAACAUCUGCUAUGUCAUCACACACGGUGACGCUAAGGACCAGGAAUAGGGGACCCAAGGUCUCAGAGGACCUAGAUAGGCAUCUAGCCUCCCCAACUCCCACCCGACCCCCAAUAAAACUCAACUGGUCUUUGUUUCUUA